Messenger RNA from Ochotona curzoniae (black-lipped pika), 992 nucleotides. RefSeq names its product interferon-induced transmembrane protein 3-like. Bases 370 to 780 code for a protein of 136 amino acids. The transcript has 2 exons. The record is from RefSeq and is a predicted model, not a curated record. Gene Ontology annotation, biological process: host-mediated suppression of symbiont invasion; type I interferon-mediated signaling pathway; response to type II interferon. Lineage: Eukaryota; Metazoa; Chordata; Mammalia; Lagomorpha; Ochotonidae. Gene Ontology annotation, cellular component: plasma membrane.
ACCCAAUUUUUGGGCUCCUUGCCUGGUCCAUGACUCCUUUGGGGGGUCUCGAGCCAAGGACCCUCCCCCGGGGCAGGGUUUGGGGUUCUCCCCAGGCGCUCGCGGGGGCGGCUGUGAGCUGGCUGGGGUGGGCCCAGGUCCCCUGCUCCUCCUGCUAAGCACUGGCGGGGAGGGGAGAGGAGACCAUCCUGGCCUCCCCCACCAGCCACUUCCCGGAUUGUGGUAACAGCCAGAUUUUAUCAACGACUCCUCCCUCUUCGUAAUCCCGGAUCUCUGGGAAAUAGAAACUGAAGUGAAAUCGAAACUGCGGGCCAGGAGGGGAGGUGAAAGGAGGGGCGCACACUCCACUCAGCCAGCAGUCCCUGCAACAUGAACAGCUCUGCGAAAACCGUCUUCUCCAGCGCCAGUCACCCCCAGAACUACGAGGUUCUGAGGGAGGACCAUGAGAUCUCCGUGCUGGGGGCACCCUCCAGCCAGGGCACGGUGUCCUCCACCGUUAUCAACAUUCGCAGCGACACCGCUGUGCCCGACCACGUGGUCUGGUCCCUCUUCAACACGCUGUUCUUCAACUGGUGUUGCCUGGGCUUCGUGGCGUAUGCCUACUCGGUGAAGUCAAGGGACAGGAAGAUGGUGGGUGACGUAGUUGGAGCCCAGGCCUACGCAUCCACCGCCAAGUGCCUGAACAUCUGUGCCCUGGUGACUAGCAUCCUUCUCUUCGUGGCGACCAUUGUCAUCAUUGUGCUCAACAUAGCAGCCAUUGCCCAGGCAAUUCCUCAUUAGAGGAGGAGCCUCGCCAGGCCUGCAGUGCACACCUGUGCUGGCAGCCCGCCCCUGCCCCUCCCCAACCUCCCGGGCACUGUCCAGCCUCACGCAUGUCCACUGCCACUCCUGUGUGCCCUACUGCAGAUCCACCACAGCGCCUGUCCACUCUCACACGUGUCUGCCCCCACACCUGUCCACCAUACGUUUCAAUAAAGUGCCUGUGUUUGCAA